Dreissena polymorpha is the source of this 886-nucleotide messenger RNA. RefSeq names its product short-chain collagen C4-like. Bases 1 to 765 code for a protein of 254 amino acids. NCBI's taxonomy places the organism in Eukaryota, Metazoa, Mollusca, Bivalvia, Myida, Dreissenidae. The transcript is spliced from 3 exons. The record is from RefSeq and is a predicted model, not a curated record.
AUGUCGUUUAGUCUCAUUUGUAGAUGGUUUGUAUUGCUCCUGCUGCUGCGGUGGAGCACCUGUAGGAAGGAAAACAAAAGACUUGUGCUGCAUAGUGAGGAAGAUACGAUCGCUGCAAUCCAGACAUUGACUGCAAGGAUUGAGCAGUUGGUAGCUCAGAACAAUCGACAGGAUUCAGAAAUACAAGCGCUGAAAGCAGGAUCUGUUGGCGGUUCAGUUUACACCAGGUGGGGACGAACAACGUGUCCACAGAACGGAACAGAGCUCGUGUAUAAUGGUUUUACAGCAGGAAACAGGUACAACAAAAACGGAGCAUCAGAUUUCGUUUGUCUUUUGGGUGAUCCGAUAUGGGGUGUAUAUAGUGAUUCUCCCCUAACAUAUUCACCGCAGAUAUACGGAACUGAAUACGAAAUGAGUUUCUACAGUGCAGGAGCCACACAAUUCUUCGGCAGCAAUAUACACGACCACGACGGCCCAUGCGCAGUGUGCAGAUCCAGCCGCCCAACCACUGUGAUGAUUCCCGGCAGAAACCAGUGUUACCCGGGCUGGACGAUGGAAUAUUCAGGCUAUCUUGUAUCUGGUCUUAGUGAACAGUCGUCACCGACUAAUUACGCUUGCCUCGAUACAAAGCCAGAGUUUGAAUUAGGGGAUGCUGAAGACAGGGAUGGUAAAUUGAUGUAUUUGGUUGUAGCAGCCUGUGGAUCGUUGAAGUGUCCACCAUACGUUCAGAGCAGAGAGAUCACCUGUGUUGUUUGUUCAAAAUGAUCUUUUGCUGUUGUUGUAGUAACUUCGUGUACAACUACGGUGCUGAGAUGCAUAUAACCAGUUCCUUUUGUCAACGCAGUUAUUACGUGAUACUUAGCGGAAAUAAAAAAUAUAUCCAUAA